Ochotona princeps (American pika) is the source of this 1527-nucleotide messenger RNA. It is a transcript of the gene ZDHHC9, whose product is annotated as zinc finger DHHC-type palmitoyltransferase 9. Gene Ontology annotation, molecular function: protein-cysteine S-palmitoyltransferase activity. Lineage: Eukaryota; Metazoa; Chordata; Mammalia; Lagomorpha; Ochotonidae. The transcript has 10 exons. Bases 344 to 1438 code for a protein of 364 amino acids. Gene Ontology annotation, cellular component: Golgi apparatus; endoplasmic reticulum. The record is from RefSeq and is a predicted model, not a curated record. Gene Ontology annotation, biological process: peptidyl-L-cysteine S-palmitoylation; protein targeting to membrane.
GGUGACGUGAGGAGCGUUCCAUUCGGCCAGCGGUGGGCGGUUGCCACAGCUGGUUCAGGGGCCGGCCUGUAGGGGCCCCUUGUCAGGAGGAGAGAGUCUCCCCGAUUGGGGCGAAGUCGCUGCCACCUUGGGGCAGCGGACACGGUCCCCUGGGGCUGCUCCCUCACUGUCUUCUGCUGCCUGCCAGAGUUCGAUCUCCUGGGUUCAGGAGUAGCAACUGGACUUCUGAUGAUGCUUGACCGAGCAGCAGCAAUUGCCACCCACAGGAUUUCCAAGCUGGGCUCAGCCUCUGUCUGUUUCCUUGUGUGAUUAUACAGCCCCUCCUGGACCGGGGAUCCCAAUCAUGUCGGUGAUGGUGGUGAGAAAGAAAGUGACCCGGAAGUGGGAGAAGCUCCCUGGCAGGAACACUUUCUGCUGUGAUGGCCGGGUCAUGAUGGCGCGGCAAAAGGGCAUCUUCUACUUGACCCUUUUCCUCAUCCUGGGGACAUGUACACUCUUCUUCGCCUUUGAAUGCCGCUACCUGGCCGUGCAGCUGUCUCCUGCUAUACCUGUGUUUGCUGCCAUGCUGUUCCUCUUCUCUAUGGCUACCUUGUUGAGGACCAGCUUCAGCGACCCUGGAGUGAUCCCACGGGCCCUGCCAGAUGAAGCAGCAUUCAUAGAAAUGGAGAUAGAAGCUACCAAUGGCGCAGUGCCCCAGGGCCAGCGACCACCCCCGCGUAUCAAGAAUUUCCAGAUAAACAACCAGAUUGUGAAACUGAAAUACUGUUAUACAUGUAAGAUCUUCCGGCCUCCCCGGGCUUCCCAUUGCAGCAUCUGUGACAACUGUGUGGAACGCUUCGACCAUCACUGCCCCUGGGUGGGGAAUUGUGUUGGGAAGAGGAACUACCGCUACUUCUACCUCUUCAUCCUUUCUCUCUCCCUGCUCACAAUUUAUGUCUUCGCCUUUAACAUCGUCUAUGUGGCGCUCAAAUCCUUGAAAAUUGGCUUUCUGGAGACGUUGAAAGAAAUUCACCUCACUGUGCUAGAAGUUCUCAUUUGCUUCUUCACCCUGUGGUCCGUCGUGGGACUGACUGGAUUUCAUACUUUCCUCGUGGCUCUGAACCAGACAACCAAUGAAGAUAUCAAAGGAUCAUGGACAGGGAAGAAUCGUGUCCAGAAUCCCUAUAGCCAUGGCAACAUUGUGAAGAACUGCUGUGAAGUGCUGUGUGGCCCAUUGCCCCCCAGCGUGCUGGAUCGAAGGGGUAUUUUGCCACUGGAGGAGAGUGGAAGCCGACCUCCCAGCACUCAAGAGACCAGUAGCAGCCUCUUGCCACAAAGCCCAGCACCAACAGAACAUCUGAAUCCAAAUGAGAUGCCCGAGGACUCUAGCACUCCGGAAGAGAUGCCACCUCCAGAACCCCCCGAGCCACCACAGGAGGCGACUGGAACUGAGAAGUAGCCUCUCCAUGGAAGAGACUUUUGUUUGUGUUCAUUAGGGCUAGGAGCGAUUUCAGGGGAGAAGAUAAACUUGAGACAGAGAGCAAUCAA